Molecule: messenger RNA, 1749 nt
Organism: Nannospalax galili (Upper Galilee mountains blind mole rat)
Lineage: Eukaryota; Metazoa; Chordata; Mammalia; Rodentia; Spalacidae
Exons: 4
Coding region: 1-1167 (388 amino acids)
Source: RefSeq, a predicted model, not a curated record
AUGGAGACACACCAACUUCUCCAGGCAUUCCCUCCUGGUCUGUCAGCUCCCAAGUUUGAGUCCUGGAAUGAAGGAUAUUUGGCUGAGUCUGGCAUGGCUUUUCCUGCCCUCCUUCUCACACUGUUUCAGAGGUGGGUAGAAGCUAUAUCUGAUCCCCUGGCUUCCAUAACAGGAGGCAGCAACGGAAACCAGGCACGGGGAUCUGUUCUUUUGCCAAGAUUAUAUAAAAUGAAAACUUCUACCCAGAGGAACAUGUGGUGCUUCCAGCAGCACUAUGGGAUUCUGGGAAGUCAGAACUCUGCUGAACAUGGUUCGCUCUGGAGAGACCAGCUCAGGGUUCCACGCAGAAGAGGAUCCGCGCCGCGGGCAGAGCCGGUCCAGGGUCACGCCGCUCCUCGGCUGCCGCGCCUGGGCCGGCUGGAGGCUGAGACCCGGACACCAGCGCAGCUGCUGUCCCCGCGGAGGAACGGCGCGCACGGCCAGCCGGCCCAGCAUGGAGUGGGAGCUGAAUCUACUGCUUUACCUGGCGCUCUUCUUCUUCCUGCUCUUCCUCCUGUUCCUCCUGCUCUUCGUGGUCAUCAAGCAGCUGAAGAACUCGGUGGCCAACACGGCCGGGACGCUGCAGCCCGGCCGCCUCUCUCUGCACCGGGAGCCGUGGGGCUUCAACAACGAGCAAGCCCUCUGACUGGCGCGGGCAGGCGGGGUCUUCGCGCCCCUCCGGAGCACCCGGCUCAGCAGGCUGUGCGCCGCGCCAGGCUCCAGGUGUGCCCGCUGCCCCAGCUCUCCGGACCAGCUCCAGUGCUGGGGACUGUGCAGGGUUCUGGCCCCGGGUCCAGCUCUUCCAGAGAGAGCCUCAUUCCGGCAAGGAGACACAGGGAAAAGAGAUCCAUGUCACCUGGACCUGGGCUGGUUGAUGUCCUUUACUGGUGGGCCCAGGACUGCAGCUUCAGUCACAGCCUAGGAACCUGGCAAAGCUGGACAGUAGGAGGUGGAAACUGUUUGCAAAAGAAUUCCCUCAUUUUCCUGACAGUUAGAUUUUGGUGGGAUCUAAGUCUGCCAUUCCUUUCAUACUCUAUGCCCAGAAAGGCUACCUCUCUUCCUUCUGUGACGGCACCCCCAACGCCUCUCAAGCAGCUUCCACACACAGCCUACAUACUGGUGGAGUAGAGAGAGAAGAAACACUUCCCACAUCCAGAGCUCUCCAAAAGAACUUUCUGUGAUGUGGAAAUGUUCUAUAUCUCUGGUACCCAAUAUGGAAACUACUAGUCAUGUGUUUAGUAAACACUGAAAUGUGGCUGGUAGAGCUUAAAUUUUAUUUAAUUAAAUUGAGACAGCCACACAGAGCUAUUGGCUUUUGUAUGCACGGUCCACAUCCUUGUCUUCUUUGUGUUUUGGAAUUAGAGGGGGUAGAGGCAGCUGACUAUGUGCUCAGGGUCUCCAUCUCCACUGCCCUACCUUGCACUGAGUUUGUCCCUUGGAGGAAAAAGAAAAUUAGUAUGUGGUAACUAAAUAGAAGAUGUCAAUAUCUACCUAUUGCACUUCUUUCUGUACCAAGCAGGUUAGGUCUUGUGCUCAAUUUUAGUGAUAAUUGAUCAUGGAAAAAAAUGGCAGUGUGGCUCUGUCUCACGCCCCCCCCCCCGGCCCUAGUUCAAGCUCCUGGUUAAUGACUUGGCAGGGGUCAUUCUGUCUGUUAUGCCUUUUAUUCCAUGUUAUUUCACUGUUGUAAAUGCUAAAUGUUUAUUCCAUGUA